AGAGGGUGAACGAGUAGGCUGCGGUCGCCCAGGACAGCUCGAUUCAGAUGGCACGACACAUUUGACGGCAACCUGCCGGCUCGCUCUCUGGCAACGAUGAUCUUAAAGGAGUAGUGACAACCAUAUUGCUACUGACAAAGGACAUUCGUGACAGGCAGCCUGUUUAGCUCAAGAGAAUGAAUGUUGAUGAUCAAAGCAUGAGAUCUGGCUGCAGACUCGGAUGGCGGACCGGAAUGAGAUCCAUGGCCUGGACUGCGCAACGAAAAUGCCUGCUGGAUGCCUGUCAUCAAGACGAUGCUGUCGUGGCGGAAGAAGCGGGCUUCGUCUGUCGUUGACCCGAUGGCUGUGUGGCACUCAUAGUCGGCAAUCUCACAGUACGCUACAGCUAAGAUACUCCUAAUGUGAAAAAACAUAGAGCAGGGGAUAGACUUGAUGUGCUAUUGGAGGAUCAACUGCAGGCGGGCCUGCUCGAUGCGCUGGUUGAUCACAAAAAGGAACCGCUUCUCAAUUGAUCUUAGUCUUCGUGCAGCAAUCAAGAUACAGCGGCUGCGAUGGGAAGCCUUCUAGGUAGUUUUGAGAUCAUUCAAGUACAGUCGCGGAUAACACCAAGGAGCGCAGAGCUAGACAUUCGGAGGCCGCAGGAAGAUGCUCGAGUCGUCAUGAUCGAGUCCUUGGCCGGCGCCGGCGCCGUGGAUGUCCACAGGCGCCUAAGCAAUCGCCGGUCGAUUCAGAUGACACCACGGCCGGACAUCUACUGUAGCUAUACAGGACUAGACAGUCUCGAUAAACUACAGCCUAUGAAAGCUCUGGA
Messenger RNA from Protomyces lactucae-debilis, 811 nucleotides. RefSeq lists its product as uncharacterized. The coding region runs from base 221 to 400 and encodes 59 amino acids. The record is from RefSeq and is a predicted model, not a curated record. The transcript has a single exon. Lineage: Eukaryota; Fungi; Ascomycota; Taphrinomycetes; Taphrinales; Protomycetaceae.